CCCGACUUUAUCGAAACACAUGAAGGGCUUCGAGUGAUGCAACUUCAAGAUUCCCAUUCCCCGUCCCUCGAGGCGAGUCCCAACACCCCGACGCAGGAGGGCUUCUAGGAGGGCUUUCAUAUGGGUGCAGUCGAUACCGCCUUCCGUCUUACCAACGUGCGCUCUGAUUUGGUCCUCGCCGUCAAGAAAGGUGGAGGUGAAUUGGUUCUGGACGAACGAGAGACCCGCCCGAACGAGUACGAGGACCCUGACCCUUCACAGCUCUGGCUGCAGAAGAAAGAUGAGUGCCCUGUCGGCGCUUUCCGUAUCGUGCCGAAAUCCUAUCCCCAUCUCGUGCUCAGAGUUCGUUCUGAGCACGGCCAACACAAACUCGUCCUUGCCCAGCCGACAAGUGGCCAGUCGGCCACGCACGAGCAGUGGAUGGCGCGAAAUCCCGCCGAGGUGCAACAGGCAGCCCCUUUCGAUGUCCGCGACGCGUUUGGGGUCCCCUGCUGCUGCCAGCCAUCGACAGAGACGGGUGGCAACACGGAGGUGGACGUGUCGAAGAGCAAGCGGCGCAGCAGCGAGGUGGACGACCCAGUGAAUCUGUCCUGUGUUGGGCUGCCCACCCUUGUGAUAGCUGUGGUGGCGACUGACGACGGACAAAACAUCGAGAUGGUGAAAGCGAGAAAAAGUGGGCGGCAGGAGGCUCUGUGGCAAAGCAGCCGGCCAAUCGUCCUUCAGGGUAAGCUUCCAUCUUACCCCUUCAGAGGUGACGGUUGCCAUUUGUUUGUUUUUUUCUUCCUGAUUUGUUUCCAGAGGUGAGCGGUGAGCUAUUCUGGGGUUGUACGUGAACCGUUGCCUUGUCGGUCGGCCCGUUCGUAUCUUGCAUUCAGCUCAGCGUCUUCGAGGCGAGCUCUCAGGGCAACGUGGCAUCUCUGCAGCGCAUCGUCAGAAAGAGGGGUGCCAAGUGCCUGCAGGAGGCUGAUCAGGUCACAAACACGGGCGGUAAGCACAUUCCUCUUGCGUUCCUUCGUUUGUCGGCCAUGCAGGAAGGAGUCACACCGCUUCGAUACGCGGUAGAAGGAGGGCAUGUGGAAGCAGUCGAGCAGAUUGUGGCUCACGGAGGCGCAGACUUGAUCAAAGAGAGCGCUGCGGUAAGAGACGAGCAGUUCUGCGGUAAGAUGUGAUUCUGCACUUCUUUGCAGAAUCACCCUUCGUUGCUGCACCUGGCAGCGGCCAUGGGCAUGGAGCCCGUUGUGACGACGCUCGCCAAGGCCGCAGGGCCGGAGCUGCUCAACGUGGCAGGGGCGGGUGGGAUGCCUCUGUUCCUUCUCGCCUCUUCCAAGGGCUGGACAGAGGCGAUGAAGGCAAUGUAUGCGAGGAACAAGGGCGUGAUCGAGCAGAAAUUUGGAACGGUAAGCGUCGAGUAAAACAAGUAUGCGCCAAUCAGUGUCCCCUUCUUCGUGAUGGGGUGAAGGACGAGUUCUUUGCCAUUCACUGGGCUGCCGAGAAAGGGCAAGCCGGUGCCGUCAACGUACUAAUUGACUUGGCCGGGCCGCAACAACUCGACAAACGCGACAAAGUACGACAAUGAAGCCAUAGUGAGACAACAGCCCUCAACAUCAACAAGGGCGAGACAUAGGGUUGUGUUCCGCCCUUUCCUUGUUUUGCUGUCCACCUGCGCAGGACAACACUGGCCCCUUCCUUGUUGCUGCCUUCACUGGCCAGCUGGAGGUGAUGCAGGCCAUGUAUGCGAGACAGGGGUACCUAAAUCUGUUGGGGCAACAAGGACAGGUGAGACACGUGCAAUCACACUCCUUCUUAGGUCGUUCUCUCUGCUUUGCUUUUUGUUCACAUCCAAAGGAUGGCUACUAUGGUAUAGGUCCCACAUGAGAAAGAUGAGCCGCAUUCGAUUGUUGAUCACCCUUUUGGUCUUUCUGCAGCCAUCCAUUGCGCUGCAGAAAAGGGUCACGUGAAGGUAGUCGAUCAGCUGAUGCAGUGGGACACUAGUGUAUUGGACAAGCGCACAACCGUAAGCAGUAUCCUGACAUACCAACAUGGCGAGUGUGCGGCCGCUCUUGCCUUUGCAUGUUACAGAAAGGGAGCACGCCAAUGUUCUUUGCAGCUGCUGCAGGCCACUUGGGCGUCCUUCAAGCCAUGUUCUCGAAGAAAGGGAAGACACUCCUGGAGCAAGAGACCCCUGUGAGCACAUUCAGACUAUGAAGAGGCUUCAUUUCGGAUGGCGAUGUAUGCGAGCAGUUUGGCAGUGUGCCGCUACAUGGGGCCGCUGCUAACGGGCGUUGUACCGUCAUCAGCCAGCUGCUGGACUGGGAUGUGGACUUGCAGCUUAGUAAACGUCGAAAGGUGAGUGAGAUGAGGUGGGGUGCAGAGGUCGGUCCGUGUGCGUUUCCCCGGCUCUUGACAGGACAACGGUGCCACGCCAUUCGUGUAUGCCGCCCAGGCACAGCAGGUCGAUGCGCUCAAGACGGUGUACGACAAGGCGGGGCCGCGGUCGCAGAAGGCUCUGCUGGACCAACAAGACAGCGUAAGUCGUUCAUGUGUUUAUGUACUGGCACAACUAUUGCACUCCAACGCCAUGCUGUACUCGGUUCAGCAUGGGUGGACUGCAUUGCAUCAUGCUGCUGACCAGAACAACGUUCGUAUGGCUAGUCUGCUGCUCCAGUGGGGCGGUGUGUCCCUGCUGAACAAACGGGCAAAGGUGCGUUGAAUCGAAACACAGACUGACGACAGACUUCGAUUUCUUCAGAAUGGAGACAGCCCGUUCCAUUUCGCAUGCAAUGCUGGUCAUCUGGACGUACUACGAGUGAUGUAUAGCCACGACCCAAACAGUGGAGCGGCUCUGCUGAAGCAGCAGGAUUCUGUAGGCAAAUUUGCCGAUGAGUCCUCGAUGUCUCCUUCACUUCAAUUGGUGUCUCUCUGCGCAGAAGGGGAAGGUUCCGCUAGACAAGGCCUCGGCUGCUGGGCACACCAAUGUAGCGAGGCAGCUGCUGGAGUGGGGAGGCGUCAACGAGGUCGACAGUGUAAGUCGAUCGGACCAUCCUAGUCAGACAAAUCCCUUUGUCUCUCUUCUUGGUCAACCGCAGCAAGGUCUCACUAUGUUUCUCCGCGCUGCCCGGGACAAUGACCUUGGGAUGCUCAGGACGAUCUAUGAUGCCGCCGGAAUCAAGAAACAGCUCUUAAACCAGCAAGAUACGGUAUGCAUCCAGCAACAAUCCAUCCAGCAGCAAUACACGGGCGUUUUCUCUAUGUGCUGUCAGAACGGGAAUUUUGCAAUCCAUUUGGCGACUUUGCCGGGCCAUACGUCUGUCGUCAAUCAGCUGCUAGCGUGGGAAGGCCGCGAGGCACUUGAAAGACGUAACAAGGUCAGGAAUUUAGUGACCGGCAUAUCAUCUCGCGCUGUCAGUCAAACACCUGAUGGCCUCUGUGUCAGAGCAAAACCACCGCGUUCAUGCUUGCGGCAAAGAAAUAUGAUGGCAGCCUGAUGCGGGCGAUGUAUGCUAAGGGAGGCAACGAUCCGCUCUAUCACAAAGACCAGGUGAGAGGAACCGAGUCGCACGAUAUACCUGCCAAUUUGCAUGCGUCUCAGAAUUGCAUGAUGGCGGUUCACUAUGCCAUCGAAGCGGCUAGCCCGCUCGGCUCCGACUGUCCGAAUGUCAAUCUUCUUCUGCAGUGGGGCGGAAGGGGCAUGGUUGACGUGCGCGUUGGAGAAGGCGGCAAUACAGUGUUCAUUGUGGCCGCCCUCAUGGGGCGGAAGGCCAUUAUGGAAGCAAUAAGAGACUAUGUCAACAACGAUGCACACCUGCUGUUUCAACACAACCAUGUACAGUACAGUCACUUGUGCCGACUGUCUUGCAUCAUGCAGCAAGUUGUUUCUUCUGUGUGUGUGUUUGUGUGCCUGGUGGCAAUAUGAACAGUACGGCAACACUGCGCUUCACAUGGCCACCAUGAGAGGCGAAGGUCACAUCGUGGCACAGCUCAUGAUUUGGGGCGGUCCGUAUAUCAACAAUGUGCGAAACAUGGAGGUACGUGAUCGAUGGAACGCUCUCUGACUGAACUACGUCAUGUGUCUCAGGGCAAGACGCCGGUGGACCUCGCGCCAACUGCAGAUAUUCGCAAGACCUUGACUCUACCGAGGUUUGAGAAAUACGAUGCUCAAGGAAGAAAGGAGUGGCUACCGGCCGUGGGCGGCGUAAGUUGGCACAUGGGCGGCGAUUCAAGUUGGCUGUACUAAGGAUAUAUGUUGACCAGGCAGUUCACUUGUGUCUUGCUUAAUUGCCUGUGGACAGCGCAAGGGGCUAAGGCAUGACCUAGCGGCAUGGGGUCUGCGACUGCUGUCUGUGUGUG
This is a messenger RNA of Vitrella brassicaformis, 4347 nucleotides long. The record is from the annotation of a GenBank genome assembly. Lineage: Eukaryota; Vitrellaceae.